UGCAGUGAUUAUUCCUACUGCUCUCAUAUAUAAAAGUCAGCGCGCGACGAUACGUUUGCCAAUUAAAAACUCAGUUAAACACUACGUAUCUAACCGUUUAUUAAACACGACCGUUUCUUGGCGCCACGUAAAAAUUCAAUUUCGUUCCUGCAAAGCUUCGUGUGGGAUUACGAGAUCGCGAGGCUUCUAUUCGGCGCAAUCGAGUUCCAACUACAUAAACGGCAUACGAGCACAUUUUUAUCUAACCGCGACCACAGUGUGCAAUCAGAGAAGCGCCCGUUGACUCGUGACGCUUCCGGUUCAGGCUUCCGGUCCACGGAACCGCACCGUUUCCGUUCGACUGCCCAGCCCACCGAUCCCGACCACCGACCGUCGUGGUAUAUCGAGACCCUACGCUCGAGGAGCAGUAUCGAGAUCAGUGCUAACGGUUCGUCACGAGAAUGCAAGGACGGAAUACUCGCUCGCACCCGGAUAAUUAGUUCCGAGUGGUAUUCGUCAUGGUUGCGGAGAAUCGAACUGCUGUGCAUGUGAUCCGCGAGUCUGUUAUUUAACCUACCGUCCGAGUUGACAUGCAGGAAUAAUGAUCCGCUUAUUGCACUUGAAAGAUGCGCUCAGUUCGAUCAGUUUCGAUCUAACAGCUUCGUGUCUGGGAAGAAUUAUAAUUACAAUUUGUCGGUUAAUGUCAUCGAGUGUUCGCGCUAUGAGGAAUCAAAGAGAAUAGUGUUUGGUGAAUUUGACGUAAUAUUUCUUUUUGCAUUAUUGAUAGUGAUAAACCCAUAAUUGUGAUUAAACGUAUCUUUUUUUUCAUUUUCGUUUCGUUUGUGUUGUACAUUUAUGAAAAAAACUAGGGUCAGGUUUACAAUUUAUAUUCAACGCUCAAAAAGUGUAUCUAUUCCAAGCUUUACACAACAAAAUGCUCGGCUUUAUCCUUAAUGGGAAUGUGAAAUUCAUCCUGCGGGAUGAUAACAAAUAAGCUGUGCUUUUACUUCGACAUUCGCAGCCACGAGACAAGGAAUUUGCCGUGAGGAUGACUAAAAUUAAGGAUCAUGAAGAUCCAGUGUACAUUUUCUAAUUUUAUUGGAGGUUUGGCGAGAUAAUUGUAGUCGAUCAUCGUUGAGUGAGAGAAGUGAUAAUCGCCACGACCGGUGGAUGCGGCUGUAUCUGCGGCCGUGAUACGCGAAAAUGGCGGUUGCGCCCGGUAAGAAUAAAUUGAAAAUGGGCAGUGCGGGCCGAUACUACGGUGCUUAUCUCAUCUACGACAUGGCAAACUCAUGCCUCGCCGCCUUGCACGCCAAGAUGCCUCCUCCGGUCGUCGUCACGCGAACCAACCCUCCGUCUCCUCUGCACAUCCAGAACCCUCAACAUUAUCACAUAUUUGUUGGAGACCUGAGCCCGGAGAUCGAGACACAUACCUUAAGGGAAGCGUUCUCAGCUUUCGGGGAGAUCUCGGAUUGCAGAGUCGUCAGAGAUCCUCAAACCUUAAAAUCCAAAGGAUAUGGAUUUGUUUCGUUUGUCAAAAAAGCGGAAGCAGAGAGCGCCAUCGGCAACAUGAAUGGCCAAUGGCUCGGUGGCAGAAGUAUUCGGACAAAUUGGGCCACUCGUAAACCUCCUGCACCUAAAUCGGAAGCCAAUGCAAAGCCAUUGACGUUUGAUGAAGUUUACAAUCAAAGCAGUCCGACCAACUGCACGGUAUACUGCGGUGGAUUGACCAACGGUUUGACAGAGGAACUUAUGCAGAAAACUUUCUCGCCUUUCGGAUCCAUACAAGAAAUUCGAGUGUUUAAAGAUAAAGGCUACGCUUUCAUCAGGUUUUCUACCAAGGAGUCGGCAACGCAUGCCAUCGUAGCGGUACAUAAUACAGACAUCAACGGCCAAACGGUAAAGUGCAGUUGGGGCAAGGAGAGUGGAGAUCCUAAUAAUGCUCAGCAAACUGGACAGGCAUUAUCGUCGGCGACGUACCCAUACUACGCGGCGGCGGCAGCUGCCGCCGCGGCGGCGGCGGGUGUCGCGGGUGUCGGAGGCGUCGGUGGCGUCGGCGGUGCUGGACAACUGGGAUACUGGUAUCCACCCCAAUCUUAUCCUACCACAGCGACACAAAUGCAAGCUGGUGGCUUUCUUCAAGGCAUGCAAGGAUACACCUAUGGACAGUUCGCCGGAUAUCAACAGGCGCAAUAUAUGGGAAUGGGCAUGGGUGCUGUCCAUGCUGCUGGCACAGCAGCAGGAUGGGGUCAGGGAUUACCUGGGGGACCACAGUUACCACCACACCACGCCACGACGGUCACGGCACCCCCAGGGGUGCAAGCCGCACCCCCGCCACCACCGCCACCGGCACAAAUGAUGGCCUACCCAAUGCAACAGUUCCAGUGUGUUCUUGGUUGCGGUCCAGCUAGCGGAUGAGGACUGGCUGACGCCUAGCCUUCUAGUGUGAUGGUAAGCAAGUACAUCCCACCAACAGGAACAACUUCUACAGCAACAACAGUUACCACCACCAUCACCACCAUUAUUUCCUCUUCCACUACUACCACCACCUCCAACAACAACAACAACAACAACAACAACAAUAACAACAUUUCCGUCAUCAUCGAUGCCACCGCGACAGCAAAAGCAGUAAAACUCAUGCCUCUUCCGGCUUGACGAUCUGCGAGUCGAAAAGCGCUAAUCGUGAAAACCAGAUAACAUUCGCUUAAUAAAAAAAAAUAAAGAAACAAAGUGAGAAAUAAAAAAAUAGUAAAUAAGAAUCCUAGAUAACCUUGCGCAAGAUGCAUCCAACAUCCCCAUCUCCCCCGUAAGUUUUCACGUCCAAUGUAAGAGAAAAGAACCGCUACCGAUUACUAAAGCGGAGAUACCUCUCGUCCAGUCUGUAGGAUAAUUUAGCAUCUUGCUCGGCUUGAAGAAAUAGAUAGCGUUUGCCGUUACAAUAGUAUCCAAAGCUUCAAUAUAAAAACACGAAAUCCGGUAUACACGCGAAUAAGUCAUUCGUGAUGGUCUGAGAGUGUUUUCUAGCGAAACUGGCCAAUUACGCAUACUAUGUAUCGUCCAGCGAUAAUGAAUAUAUGAGAAGUACGAGUCCGCACACGUUCAACGGGAUCGUGGUUUAUCAUCAUUUUAACAAUGCGCAUAAAUUCCUUGAUCCUCUCUACGAAGAAAAAAGAAGAGCGUCCGACAGACCGCCGGAUACAGACUCGUUAUACGGAUUCAUUAUUUUUGUAGUUUGGGCUUAACAGCGAAAAUAAUAAUUCAAAGAUGUAAUGAAGGGAAUGCUCGCGGCCAAAUGCGACGGUUGGCGAGCAGUCGCGGUGUAUAAAUAAUAAAUACAAAGAUUAAUCGAAGCGUACUCUCGUGAAGAUAUAUAAAUAUAUAAAUAUAUAAAUAUAUAUAUAUAAAUAUAAAUGAAAGAAUAUAUACAUAAAAGAAUAAAGGUUAUUAUAAACGAAAUUCAACAAUUAGCUAGUUAGAUAGGCAUAUUAUAUUAAAAGUUAUUCAAGGUUGAUUCGAAAUUCGGUGGCAAGAAGGAAGUGACUCUUGUGUACAUUCGAUAACAGCAUUUUUACGGGGAUGAAAUAAUCUCAACCCCUUUGUACAAUUUGCCCGUCUCGAAAACCACGGAAAUUAAUAUUGGGUACCUAACUUAUCCCAUUUGUCACUACAAAACGAUUUCAUAUUUCAAUCUACAAAACGGUUUUGUAUUUUAAUCGAUAUACUUAUUUAUCAUAUUCGUGGCCAAACGAUAAUUCACACAUUGAAAUCAGACAAUUCAACAUCGUUUUUAUCAUUCAAAUCUGUCUUUUGGACGCGACUUAGACCUGUUGGAUACUUUUAUAAAACAAACAGACGCCGUGAGAGGCACUGACAAAUUAAUACAUUCCAAACUGAGAAAGUGAUAAAACGCCGAUCAAAUCACCGUGGUUUUUAAGUAAACGUUAGAUUUUUAUAUAAGAUGAUUAUAUAGAACCAAAAAAGAUUUUGACGUUUAAGCAAUAAAACGUUAAGCUUAGAAAAAAAAAGGUAGCCAUUGAUCCCUCCGUCUCGUUAAUAAAUAAAUCAAUCUCGCUGCGUAAACGAGAGAAUACACGAAUUCUUAACAACGAAAAAAAAAAAAUAAUAAUAGAAUGGACAAGAUAGCUAGAGAAAACGGUCCGAGCACGCGUGUAUUUUAAAUUGUUCAACGCGCAGUAAAACGAUCACAACAUCCUCGUUGUCCCGAAUUUCGACUUGACCAAAUUGAUACAAAAGAAAGACAAGAGCGAAACUCGUAUAAAUCGCGAACAUGUAAGCAAUUGCAUGAAUGCAAUCGUACAUAUGGGAGAGCGCUAGAGAGGGAGGGAAAGAAAGCAUGAAAGCGAAAAGAGAGAAGAAAGAAUGGGAGGGAGAGAAAGAGAGUAUGAAAAAAAAGGCCAAGCGACGAAUAAACCGCACAGCACAAGCAAGGGACGAGAA
This is a messenger RNA of Pogonomyrmex barbatus (red harvester ant), 4437 nucleotides long. Its product is annotated as nucleolysin TIAR. The record is from RefSeq and is a predicted model, not a curated record. Gene Ontology annotation, molecular function: RNA binding. NCBI's taxonomy places the organism in Eukaryota, Metazoa, Arthropoda, Insecta, Hymenoptera, Formicidae.